AUUGAAUAAGUUCUUGGGAAAGUGAAUCUGAAGAUUUAGGUUGGGCUGGAUUGGUUGAAAAAGAGAGAAUCGGGCAUGGCCUCAAGCUCUGCAACAAGUCAAAAUCCAUUCGUUCCACCAACCACCAUCGCUACCCGAUGUAUGUCUGCACUGCAAAUCAAUAGCCACUACAAGAUUUCUGGUCUUAGAUUUUAGAGCACACCACACCAGUAUGGCUUCCGUGGUGAUCUCACGUAAGCUCUCUCAUAAGUUACUAAAACCCCCUCUUUCCUCGUCUAUUUCCUCCCUUUUGAUCUCCCAUGGACCCCGAAACCACCCUUCCCUUGAUUCUAAUUCCAGUCUUUCUCGACAACCAACCUUAAAAACUAAUCUCAAUAUCUCUAAAACCAGAGGUCAUGACUUUACUCGUUCAAGUUUUUUUUCCGCAUCUGCUAUUGGAAAAGCCCAAAAUCCAGCUAAAACCCCUGAUUUCAAUAAAAAAGGUUCUAUUUUUACAAAAUCCAAGGAUUCUAGUUUGGAUAGUGAGCUGAAAAAUCCUAGAUUUAUUAGGUUGUUGAACCUUAAACCCAGAUAUUUUUCAAGUUCAAAUUCACCAUCAGAAUCCGAUAAGUCCCAAAACCAAAGCGAGCAUCCAAGCCAAAUCCCUGAUCUCAAACACCAAGAAAUUGAGGGACCAACUGUAGAGAGGGAUCUCUCAGCUUUAGCCAAUGAGACCAGAGAGGUUUUGGAAAGUAUGAUGAAGAAUAUUUAUGGUCUGAGCAGGGCUGUUGCUGUGCUGGGUCUGGUUCAACUAGGACUCGGAGCCUUGAUUUCUUAUGUUACAAAAGCAACUCCCAUGACUGAGGUGUCAAUUCAAAGUUUUGUGGCCUUCGGAUUCCCUUUUACAUUGGCUUUUAUGUUGAGGCAAUCAUUGAAGCCAAUGUACUUCUUUAAGAAGAUGGAGGAGCUAGGAAGGUUGCAGAUUUUGACUUUAACACUUCAGGUUGCUAAAAACUUGAAUAUCUUCUUUGUGAGGGUUCGUGGGGUUUCCUUUUUGUGCAUUGCGGGGAUGUCAGUUGGGCUGUUGAUCACUUCGUUGUCAAGAUGAUUUCUUCCAUUUUGAUUUUUCAAGUCUCAGUUAUCAUAAUAAUAAAUGUUGAUUCUCAUGGUUAGAUUUUCUUAAAGAGU
Messenger RNA from Populus euphratica (Euphrates poplar), 1167 nucleotides. RefSeq lists its product as uncharacterized. The transcript has 2 exons. The coding region runs from base 212 to 1087 and encodes 291 amino acids. Lineage: Eukaryota; Viridiplantae; Streptophyta; Magnoliopsida; Malpighiales; Salicaceae. The record is from RefSeq and is a predicted model, not a curated record.